GUGUGUGCCCGGACGCCGCGGGAGCCAUGGCUUCGUUCGGGAAGCUGACGGAGUACUUCAGCCUGAGGAAGUCGAGGCCGGAGCUGCGCUCCCGGCGCUGGGGCCGGCGGAGCGGGAGCUGUUGCUGUAGUGUCGUGGAGUGCAGGUCUCUGGACAGAAAGCUGCAGCGGCCGCUCCUGGGCAAGUCCCGGACGCUGCCCAGCAUCCCACAGUCCCCGGUCCUGAGCAGGCUCCCCCUCCUCGACUCCACGGCCUACAGGGAGGAGAUGCCGGAGCAGAAGCCCUACAAGAAGUGCUCGGCCUCUGACCACCAGAAAGGCUGCACGGUCCCUUCAGCCGGGGAGGCCUGGCGGCUGGAGGAUGACUGCACGGACCCCCCCCGGGACCCCCAGCUGGGCACGGCGGUGGAGGACGCCCCGUUCAGCUACUUCCGCACCCGCUCCUUCUACAUGAGGAAGAGCCUGUCCGUGGACAACCACCUGGGCUCCCUCAGCUAUGCCGUGCACCCGGCAGAGACCAAGGCCGAGCGUGUCAAGACCAAGCUGCGGCGGCAAUUCAGCCUGGGGUCCGCAGACAAGAAGGACUUCUACCAGCCAAAGUCGGAGAGCAGCCUCGCUAGGUUUGCCCACCGCUUGUCGGUGAAGCAGAAGCAGGAGAAGAGAAGGAAAGCUGAGUAUGCCUCGGCCGAGCUGUCUGCAUUCCGGCCCAGGUCUCUGAGCAUUGAAUGGUCAUCCUCCCCUAAAAUGACGCAGCAGAUGCGGGACCUGCAGCUGGCACAGGCCAGGAAGCCGCCAGGCCCUUCCUCGCCCAACGCGGCCAAGAGGCUCUACCGGAACCUGUCGGGGAAAUUCCGCGUCAACUACAUGUCCUUCGACGAGGGCAGCCUGGUGGGACGGGGCGAGAAGGAGAAACUCCGCAAGUCCUACCUGUUCCAGAGCAAUGCUGCCCUCUUCGAGGCUGUGGAGCUGCAGGACCUCGACAGGGUCCAGGAGCUGCUGAAGCAGUAUAGCCCCGAGGAGCUGGACCUCAACACCCCCAACAGCGAGGGGCUCCUGCCCCUGGACAUCGCUAUCAUGACCAACAACACUCCCAUCGCCAGGGCCCUGCUGCAGGCGGGAGCAAAGGAGAGUCCACACUUCGUGAGCCUAGAGAGCCGCUCCCUGCACCUCUCCACGCUGGUGCGGGAGGCGGAGCAGCGUGUCAACGAGCUGACGGCGCAGGUGGUGAACGAGGCGCCCAACACCGACUGCUCCGAGAAGGAGAAGCAACUCAAGGCCUGGGAGUGGCGGUUCCGGCUUUACAAGCGCAUGAAGGCAGGGUUUGAGCAUGCCCGAGUGCCAGACGCCCCCACCAACGUCCACCUCUCGGUGGCCAGCAGCUCCUCGGUGCAGGUGACCUUCUGGGAGCCCCUGAGCGUCAACUCGGCCGUUGUCACCAAGUACAAAGUGGAGUGGAGCUGCUCCUCCACCUUCUCACCACCGCUGGGGGAGGCUGUGGUUGACAAGCUGAAGAACCUGAACUUCACCAUCCAGGGGCUGGUGUCGGGCACAGCGUACUAUGUCCGGGUGUCUGCCUACAACAUGAAGGGCUGGGGUCCCCCCCAAGCCUCCGUGCCCCCGUGUGCCAUCCCUUCAAACUGGCGAGAGUACGACGGCCGGGCCCCGCGGCGGAGGGGACAGGCUGAAGCUCUGGACCAUCUUCUGGGCCAGGUGAAGACCGUCCACCAGCACUGCAUUUGCCACGAGCCCUGCAAGAACCAGCCCCAGAGCAGAAAGCACUCGGUCUCCAAGAGCCUCAAGCACCUCUUCCACCCUGGCAGCAAGUUUCUCAAGACGCUGAAGCGGGGCCUCUACCUGACAGCCAUCUUCUACAAGGAUGACAACAUCCUGGUGACCCACGAAGACCAGAUCCCUGUGGUGGAGAUUGAUGACACCUACUCCUGCCUGCUCAUGCAAGAUUUUCUCUGGUUCACCAAGGUGUCGUGCAUGUGGGAUGAGAUCCUGUGGCUGCGGCAGUGUGUCACCGUGUCCCAGUCAUCCUGCUCCUGCAUCCUGCAGACACGCUUCAAGAUGCUGCUGGCCAUCUCACAGAUGCAGGGGCUGCUGGGCAUUCAGGACCUGGGCCAGAUCUUCUUUGAGCCCGUCAAAGACAAGCAGGGCAACAUCCUCAUCGUCACCCUGAAGGAGGUGAAGACCAACCAGACGUUCGAGAGUGUCCGCUGGGUUCCUAUCUGCAAGCUGCAGACCAGCCGCAAGUCCGUGUCCUCCCCGGAGGAGCCCACAGCUCUGGACACACUGCUGAUCUCCAUCCAGGACAAGCUGGCUUACCACCAGAGGAGCAGCCAUGCCCUCUCCCCGGGCCUCUACCUGGGCUACUUGAAGCUCUGCAGUGCCGUGGAUCAGAUCCGAGUGCUGGUACCGGAGCAGCUCCCCAACAUCCUGUGCCACGUCAAGAUUCGCUCCAACCCCAACAUCUCCAGGGAGGAGUGGGAAUGGCUGCAGAAAAUGGCCAGCGUGGAGGAGUCAAUUCCUGCAGAGCCAGAGGCUGACACCUCCCAGAACCCCUUGUUUCAUGAGCUCCAAGUGGCCAUCAAGGAGCUGAUGACCCUGGUCAACAUCCCGUUGCAAGAGGCCAAAGAUUUCCGUCUGUACAGCCAAGAAGUGCUGGACUUUGGGGAUCAGGUCUCCUUCCUGCUGCUGCUGCCUCCAUCAGACGAUGUCUGCACUGCUCCAGGCCAGAACAACCCCUACACCCCUCGCUCUGGCUUCCUCACGCUGCCGCUGCAGAUCUUCGAGCUGGUCCACUUCUUCACGUACGACCGUGAGUUCAUCACCCAGUACUGCCAGGUGUCUGCCCUCCUGGAGCUGGAGUCGCUCCUCUCCCAGCAGAGCCUCAGGGAGGCUUUCUCUGACGCUGAGCUUUCCACCGCCAAGCAGAGGCACCAACAGGUUCAGGACUACAUCCAGCAAAUGGAGGAGAUCUGGCGGGAGAUGCGCUGGAUCAUGGACGCCCUGCAGCACGCCCGCUACAAGCAGCCCUCCUGUGGGGUGUCUCUCAGCGGUUUCCUCAGCGAGGCUGGGGGGGCAAUGAAGGAGAAAACCCGAUCCUCCUCGUCCCACCUCGACUACCUUCCCUCCCCGGUGCCCUCGCCAGAGACCAGCCGCAAGCUCAACUCUGACUCUCACGGGCUGUCGGAUGAGGAAGGCUCAUCGGAGGUGUUCCUGGCCACCGACAGCGACUACGAUUCCAGCCGGGCUCAGAGCCCGAAGGAGCUCGACCUGGUGUACUCACCCUCAGGGCCCGAGUGCUGCAGCCGGAGAGCCAUCCGCACUCUGCGGGACAGCGCCCCGGAUGUCCUGCAGACCCACGAGCUCAAGACCCCACCACCACCACCACCGCCACCGCCCGAGGAGCACCGGCCACCCCCUGAGCUCUACGACAGCGACUUCGUCCUGCCCAGCCGGCAGAUUGAGCUGCUGCGUAUCACAGAGAAGAGACAGGCAUACUGUGUCCGGACCAGCAGCCUGGACUUCCCCAAACCCCACUGCCAGGCCCCCAGAAAGUCCUGCCCUGGCUCUGUCAACAGCUCCCCGACAGAGAGCAGGACCACAGGCCACUGUGACCAGCUCAGGCUGGGGACUGGCUCCACGCCCAGCCCUGAGCGCCGCCGGGGCGGGCAGGGCUCUGAGCCUGUCUGCCGGACGCGCUCGGAUGAGUGGACUCAGAACUUUCCAGAACAGCAGCCAGAGCAGCCAGGGUGCUUGGCCGACCAAGGGAAGAAGCCGGGCUCUGUCACCUUGCGGGUCUGCCCUCAGUAUGAAACAGGACUCUCCAAAGAGACCAGUGUCAAGCUGCACAUCACCAGCCAGACAUCCGCCGGGGAGGUGGUGAAGUUGGUGGUGCUGGAGAUGAAUGACAUCUCCCGGGGCGUGCUGGGCAGCUCGGCCGCCGUCUGCUACGGCGAGGAGCAGCUGGAGCACUUCGGACUGGUGUUCGCCUCCGACGAGAGCGAGCGGUGGCUUCCCGAUGACUUCUUGCCUCUGUCCCUCCAAACCAGCCGGCCCGAGGGGCAGUUCUACGUCCGGAUCAAGGAGACCUCCCCUCUGGUGCUCCAGUACGGGCCGGCGACCACCGUAUGAGAGGAGGAGAGCCGACGGGGCAGCGCGGGAACCUCAGCUUCCAGAGCAGACAGCUCGUCUCUGAUGCUUCCUUCUUCCACAGACACCCUCUCAUCAGGCGUCCGCAGGGUGGAAUGGGAUCAUACUGGGCUGUGUGUUAUUUGUUUGUGUUAUUUUUUUAAUUUUUUUUUUUUUUUAACCAAAGAGGCAUCGAGACUCAGUUUUUCUGACAGGGGAAGAGGAGGGUGGAGUGCAGAGACCUCAGAACUCGGGAGGAAUCUCUGCAGGAAUGGAAUUUUUGAAAGUAAACAUUUUUAAGGAGGAAGAGGGGGGAGAAAGAGAGGAAAAAUAUUACAAGAAGAAGAAGCAAUACCUUUUUUAUGCCCUUUCUUCUUUUUCUGAAAAACCUUGUUUGGGAUUCACUGAAGGCAAAACCACAAAGGAUUGCUGGGGAGGGCUGGAGUGUCAGUAAGGAGAGGGCACGAGCCACAAGGCCAGCCCUGGGAAGGGUAUUUUCCUAUCUGCCCUCCUUUCAUUGCACCUGGAGAAAUGAUUCUCACACAUAGUUCUUGGAACAAAAUUAUAUUAUUAUUUUUAUUCUGGAAAAGUCAAUAAUCAUUGUGCCAGAGCCACUGGAAUUGGGGAAGAGGUAAAGACCCUUUGACUUGUUUCCAAGGACCCCACGCUCAUGCAGACGUGUCAAUACCACUAGAGGUUUGCUUUAGGGCAUCUCCUGCAACCCCCUGGGCUUCCCUGUCCUCCUGGGUGCUGUUUUGUUCUGGUGAUUGUGCUUGGCCUCUCUUGUACGUCCUACAGCAUGACAUUUUGUUAGCCACUAGGUCUCCUUUUACCAAGGUUAUUUUUCUGAUCUCCUGUGGUCCAUAGUAAAAAUGACUGCUGCUGACUGCA
Lepidothrix coronata (blue-crowned manakin) is the source of this 5027-nucleotide messenger RNA. RefSeq names its product ankyrin repeat and fibronectin type-III domain-containing protein 1-like. The transcript has 23 exons. Gene Ontology annotation, cellular component: spindle. Gene Ontology annotation, molecular function: protein binding. The record is from RefSeq and is a predicted model, not a curated record. Lineage: Eukaryota; Metazoa; Chordata; Aves; Passeriformes; Pipridae. Gene Ontology annotation, biological process: signal transduction; regulation of establishment of bipolar cell polarity; establishment of mitotic spindle orientation. The coding region runs from base 27 to 4139 and encodes 1370 amino acids.